Molecule: messenger RNA, 1419 nt
Organism: Oikopleura dioica
Lineage: Eukaryota; Metazoa; Chordata; Appendicularia; Copelata; Oikopleuridae
Source: the annotation of a GenBank genome assembly
AUGACGAAGGAAUUGAGUGCAAAAGAAAAGAAGAAGCUGGAAAAGGCGGCUCGUCGAGCAAAAGUUGUUGGAGACAAGGGUGUCGACGUCGAAGCGAAAAAGGCCGAGGCAAUGCGGAAGAAAGAAGAAGCGAUGAAAAAGAAGCAAGAAGAAGCGCCAGUGCGUCAGGCAUCACCUGUCCCCAAGGCGGCAUCACCCGUGCCUCAAGUUGCAGCGCUCCAAGCAGAAGGAGUCCCCGGCCGCACGCGUAAGAUCUCCGAGUCUCAGUCCAUUGACCCUCGUCGACUUUUGAAGACGACUAAGACGCAACAGUCGCAGGUUGAGCUUACUGAGCCACUGUUUACCUACAUGCGCAACACGGCAGGAAUCAAAGACACAAUUCAAACGAUGGGUUUUGGCAGAAAAGACAUGUUCUCCCGCGGCAUUACGAAAAAUCCAACACAGCUGCACAGAGCCAUCGUUCGCCUCGGUUUCAAGGCAGCUCAUCUGUCCAAAAUCGACGAACGGGAGAUGGCAGAGAAAUUGAAGCGCGCCCUGGAAUUAUUCAUCGACGACUUCGACGGGCGUAACUUUAACGACGAGUUGAAGCAACAUCAUCGCGUCUCUAUUCAGCAGAACUUCAUCUCCGAGUUGAAUCCUAACAUCAACUUCAUCUCCAAGUGCCACCCGAUGACGCGCAGCGAGGCUUGUCUAGUAGACAUCGUCAAGGAAGCCGCUCGUUCUCGACAGGCGCGCGACAAGAACUUGGCCGAGUUCAAAGAGUUUCUCCACGAAGAGUUGCAGCUCUUCUGGAAAAUGCGCGUUGAUGAGGCUGAGGCGACAAUCGCCAACGAGACUUUCAACUUGAUCACUGACAAUUCUACUGUAUUGACUUUCGGCGACGGGAUGAACAUGGUGCGCAUUUUCGAGAAGGCAAGCAGACUGGGGAGGAAGUUUGAGGUCAUUGUAGUCGACACAGAGCCGAGUUUCAGUGGGAAGAGAGUUCUUCAGUGUCUUACUGAGGCUGGAAUACAAACAAAGUAUUCAACUAUUGCUGGCCUGUCGUAUAUGAUGAAGCAGACCGAUGUAGUCAUUAUUGGAGCACGCUCUCUUUUAGCCAAUGGAUCAGUUGUUGGUGCAAAGGGUUGCGGAACUGUCGCUUGCGUGGCAAACGAGGACCAAGUGCCGGUACUUGUCUGCUGCGAAACAUACAAGUUCGAGGACCGCUGUGCAAUCAACGCGCUCGACAUUAAAAACGAGAUACGCGAGUUUCCUAUCAACGAACACAUUACCUUCGCCAAUAUCGUUCAAGAUGUUAUACCCGCUUCGCUCGUCACUGCUGCUAUUACAGAAGUGGGUAUCAUCGCGUCAACUUCUGCAGCGACUGUCAUAUCAGAAAAUGAAAGAAAAAGAAAAGACAUCGCCUUUGAAACGACUUAA